Molecule: messenger RNA, 1872 nt
Organism: Trifolium pratense (red clover)
Lineage: Eukaryota; Viridiplantae; Streptophyta; Magnoliopsida; Fabales; Fabaceae
Product: glucan endo-1,3-beta-glucosidase 4-like
Exons: 4
Coding region: 216-1712 (498 amino acids)
Biological process (GO): carbohydrate metabolic process
Cellular component (GO): plasma membrane
Molecular function (GO): hydrolase activity, hydrolyzing O-glycosyl compounds
Source: RefSeq, a predicted model, not a curated record
UCACUUUUGGUUUUGAGCACUGUGAUAUGUAAUGACAGAAAGUAAUAAAAAAGAAAACAAAAUGAAUGACUUUUUGGUUUCAUUUUAGGAUUGGAGGGAAAAUCAUAGGAACAGGGUUCAGGAAUGACACAAAAGUCUCCAUUCUCGAAGACAAAACAACCCACAAUUAAACUCAACUCAAGCUGCCAUUGCUGCUAUUCUUGGGAUUGGAUGCUAUGAAGAUUCAAAACUGCCACACAAGUGUUUUGUUGCUCACUUUUGCUACUUUCAACAUUGUAUUAGGUGCAUUUGUGGGGGUAAACAUUGGCACUGAUGUCACUGAUCUACCAUCAGCUUCAAAUAUUGUUGCUACACUAAAAUCUCAUCAAAUUACUCAUGUGCGUCUCUACGACGCCAAUGCUCACAUGCUACAAGCCCUUUCAAACACCAGCAUUGAAGUACUCGUUGGUGUCACUGACAAAGAGAUACUAAGAAUCGGAGAAUCUCCAUCAGUUGCAGCAUCAUGGAUUAGCAAAAAUGUAGCAGCUUACAUGCCUCACACAAAUAUCACAACAAUAGCAGUCGGUAGUGAAGUUAUUACCUCAAUCCCAAAUAUUGCUCCUGUUCUUGUUCCUGCCAUGAAUCAUCUUCACAGUGCUUUGGUUGCUUCAAACCUUCAUUUUCGCGUCAAAGUUUCAACUCCUCAGUCCAUGGAUUUAAUUCCUAAGUCUUUUCCUCCUUCUACAGCCACCUUUAACUCAUCAUGGAACUCAACAAUUCACCAAAUCCUUCAGUUUUUGAAGAACACAAACUCUUCUUACAUGUUAAAUGCUUACCCUUAUUAUGGUUAUACUAAAGGAGACGGCAUUUUCCCUAUCGAAUAUGCUCUACUUCGUUCCCUUCCUGCAGUGAAGAAAAUUGUUGAUCCGAACACGCUGUUUCAUUAUGAUAGUAUGUUUGAUGCUAUGGUUGAUGCUACUUAUUAUUCUAUAAAAGCUUUAAAUUUCAAUGAUAUACCAAUUGUUGUCACAGAAACUGGUUGGCCGCGUUUAGGUGGAUCGCACGAACCGGAUGCUAAUUUAGAAAAUGCCGAGACUUACAAUAAUAAUUUGAUUAGGAGAGUACUUAAUGAUUCAGGCCCCCCUAGUCAACCUAAGGUAGCAAUUAAUACUUACAUAUAUGAAUUGUUUGAUGAAGACAAGAGAAUAGGACCUAUAUCUGAAAAGCAUUGGGGACUUUUUUAUACUACUAAUGGAAGUAAUCUUUACCCUUUGAGUUUUAGUGGUUCUAAUCAGAUAUUUGGAAAUUCUUCGGCGUCUUUUUGUGUGGCUAAAGAUGGUGCGGACGCUGAUAAGAUGGAAGCUGGUUUGGAUUGGGCUUGCGGACAAGGCCGGGCAAACUGUGGUUCUAUUCAAGCAGGAAAACCUUGCUAUUUCCCUAAUGAUGUGAAAAGCCAUGCUUCUUAUGCUUAUAACGAUUAUUAUCAAAAAAUGCGUAGUGUUGGAGGAACGUGUGACUUCGAUGAUACGGCUAUAAUAACUACCCAGGAUCCAAGUUAUGGAUCAUGUAUAUAUGCAGGAAGUUCUAACAUGAGCAUUGGUGGUGAUGGGAGCUUUUCUUCUAUGGCACUUGGACCUGUAGGACCUGUUGGUGCUGGAUUAAAGCUGCAAGUGUUGAGUCUUCACUAUGUAUUCUCUUGUACUAGUUUACUUUUGCCUCUGAUGUUGUUAUGACCAGAGAGUUUAUUUCCUUUUAGCUUGUAAUUCAAUGGUUAUUGUGUUCCAUCUUUUAUUGUAUGGUGUAAGAAGAUAACAAACGGGGUAUAGCAAUUUUUAUUUUUGCUACUUAUUUUGAGGUAAUGGGGAAUUUAUUGUGCAAUUUUUUAUUUUGCUA